Molecule: messenger RNA, 648 nt
Organism: Paramecium primaurelia
Lineage: Eukaryota; Ciliophora; Oligohymenophorea; Peniculida; Parameciidae
Source: the annotation of a GenBank genome assembly
AUGUAAUCUAGUGGAUAAAAAUCUCAAAUAAUAAAAAGAACAACAUUUUUGAAUACAUCUUCUGCUUUUAGUACUAAUAGUAGAACUAAUUCUAUAAUAUAAGAUAAUAAUUAAAAAAAAGAGUUAAGAAGGUAUAUGAUAUUGAUUAUAUAUAUAAUUAUAGGUAUCCAACAGAAUGGGCUGAAUAAAUAGAUAAUAAAUCAGAUAAUAGAUUUCAUCAUACCAUAAUAAAUAAAAGUAAAGAAGAACACAAUCCAAAUUUGGCAUCACCAAGUAAAAUAUUUGGAAUCUAAGAUGGGUAUUAAUUAAUAUAAUAAUCAUUAGCAAUAAUUCAAGUAGAUUUCAUACAACUAAUGAAGAUUUAUUAUCUUCAUUCAGAAAGAAGAAUCAAUCACUAGGAAAUUUGGGAAGUUGGUAAUUUACUUCACCAUAAACACAAUCAUCAUUGAUUUCAAAAUCUAAUACAAACAGAACUCUAUCUAAAAGAAUAGAUUAAUCUAUUCCACUAUCUGAAUUAUUGGAGAUAUCAAGAUAAUUAGAUUGUUCAUAAUAAGAUGAAAUCAGAUAAUUAUCACGAGGAUAUGUUAAUCAACUUUUCCAAUUAUCAUAAACUAUUGAAAGAGUACUUCGAAAUAUUAAGAGAUGAGA